Messenger RNA from Candida dubliniensis CD36, 660 nucleotides. RefSeq lists its product as uncharacterized. Bases 1 to 660 code for a protein of 219 amino acids. The record is from RefSeq and is a predicted model, not a curated record. The transcript has a single exon. NCBI's taxonomy places the organism in Eukaryota, Fungi, Ascomycota, Pichiomycetes, Serinales, Debaryomycetaceae.
AUGAGUUCGGUGCCUGCUUGGAAACGUGCUGGUUUAAGUGUCAAAGCUCAACAACAACAAGAAGAUGACGACUCAUUGACCACUAAAAGAAUUGAAAAUGCCGACUUAACAGUUAAGGAAAUUAAAAAAAUCAGUAAUAAAAGAAAACUUCAAGAUGACACCAAACAUAAAUCUAAAAAACCUCCAAAACGUAUCAAACUACCCAAGAGUGAAAGACCGCCACCUCCGGUAAAAGAUCAGUUGACAUAUCUCAAGCAAUUUGUGGAUGAUAAAGAGAAUUGGAAAUUCAAUAAACUGAAACAAAAUUGGAUUUUGAAGAAUAUCAAGAACAUCCCUGAAGACUAUGAAGGUGCAUUAGUAUCGUACUUGGGUACUCUCCAAGGUGGUUCUCGUGAUCGAAUUAUUCCUGAACUAAAAGAAGUGAUAUCAAAGUGGAACACCCAAUACGAGGAGGCAGAAAGAAAAAUUGAAGAGCAAUUGACUAAAAAAAUAGAAAAUGAAACUGGCAAAGAUACUGAAAACGACAAAAACGAAAAGAAGAAAGAAGAAAAAGAAGAAAAAGAAGAAGCAAAAGAUGCAGUUGACUUGGAGUAUGCACUCAGGUGUAAAGCUAUUCUAUCUAAAUUAAUUGAGGAAGAUAUAGAAGUAAAAGGUCAAUAG